AUGAACCAUUCAGUUGGGUUUGAUUGGGGUUUUAAAACUAAAGAUGGAGAGCAUAAUGGUGGUAGUUGCAGCGGCGGAUUGGGAGCUUCUGCCAUAACGACCCCCAACAACCAGCAUACAGGUAGUCAUUUUGUACAUACGAACUAUAGGGUUGGUAAGGCUAAGUUAAAGAGGCGUUUGACAGCGGAAGAUGGGUUCGGUAAUGGAGUUGGAGGGGGUAAUAAUGCUCAUGUAGGCGGGGUUAGUGGGGGGUCAUGUCAAGGUUAUCGCAGGGUGUCGAAGCGGAAAGCUGUUCAUUACAACCUGAUUCAGGGGCAACCGCUUCCUAUUCCUAGGGCGAUAGAGAUGAUGGAUAAAGAGACGUUGGAGUCUAUGUUACUACGGCUUAUUAAUCUACACCCUGAGAUACAGGAUUCGUUGGCGUCUAUUCAUCCGCUGUCACAUGAUAUGGACAAGUAUACAGCUUUGUUGGAGAAAAAGAUGGGAGCGGUAUAUGAUCACAUUCCGUAUUCUAAAUAUGGCCAUACUUUGAAUGACUAUGCAUUUGUCAGAAUGAAGCCUUCGCUUUUAGAGUUUUUGAAUUGUUUGAUAGAUUGUCUUUUAGAUUCUAUCCCACCAAGAUCCACAAAUUUGCUACAAUCUUUUAAAUUUGCUAAAUACGUUACAGGGCUUUUGGCGCAGUUGCCUCAGUUUGCAACAGAAUCUAAUAACUACUAUAAGAACAUCUGUUAUGAACAAGUUUCAGAGAUUUGGAACACGUUGAUUAAGCAUGCUUCCUCUGGUAUCAACUUUUUGUCGACGAAGCCAAGUCUUUUGCAUUACUUACACGAAUUAAAACAGUUUAACGAACAAUCUAAGGGUAAGUUCGAAGCACCGUUGCAAUUGUUUUUCUCAAUAAUGGAUGAUGGCUGCACUCCAACAACAACUGCUGCUGCUGCCGCCGCCGCCGCCGCCGAUUCAGGAUCUGCAGCUGAUGAACUCGGGAACGGUAAAAAGAAUAUCGAACAAUUCGGUAUUUGGAAUAACGUUGCUUGA
Eremothecium cymbalariae DBVPG#7215 is the source of this 1035-nucleotide messenger RNA. RefSeq names its product Sts1p (gene STS1). Gene Ontology annotation, biological process: proteasome localization; nuclear protein quality control by the ubiquitin-proteasome system. Lineage: Eukaryota; Fungi; Ascomycota; Saccharomycetes; Saccharomycetales; Saccharomycetaceae. Gene Ontology annotation, cellular component: nucleus. The record is from RefSeq and is a predicted model, not a curated record. The transcript has a single exon. The coding region runs from base 1 to 1035 and encodes 344 amino acids.